GCUCUUGGCUGGUGCUGUUGACGCCGACUGAGUCGGAGGGGCUGGAAAAGGAGCGGCGCCGAGCUACUGCGGCGGCCUUCUUGGGAGCAGAAGCCGGGGCCCGCUACGAUUGUACUGGGCCUCAAAGUGUGAGAUUAGAACACAUUUAACCAUCCGGUGUGUAGACUGUAUACCUACUUAAGGCUUCCUACGUUUCCCAGCUACAAACAGUCAUGUCCUAUGUGUUUGUAAAUGAUUCGUCACUGACGAAUGUCCCUCUGCUGCAAUCUUGCAUUGAUGGGGAUUUUAACUAUUCCAAGAGGCUCUUGGAGAGCGGCUUCGACCCAAACAUUCGUGACAAUCGUGGCCGAACAGGUCUCCACCUAGCAGCGGCCAGAGGAAACGUUGACAUCUGUCAGUUGUUGCACAAAUUUGGUGCUGAUCUUUUGGCUACCGAUUACCAGUGUAAUACAGCCCUUCACCUGUGCGGGCAUGUGGACACCAUUCAGUUCCUUGUCUCCAAUGGACUCAAAAUAGAUAUCUGCAAUCACCAAGGUGCAACACCUCUUGUCCUGGCAAAACGAAGGGGUGUAAAUAAAGAUGUCAUCCGAUUGCUAGAAUCAUUGGAGGAGCAGGAAGUGAAAGGGUUCAAUAGAGGAACUCACUCAAAGCUGGAAACGAUGCAAACUGCCGAAAGCGAAAGUGCGAUGGAAAGCCAUUCUCUUCUAAAUCCCAACCUUCAACAGGGUGAAGGAGUUCUCUCCAGCUUCCGCACGACAUGGCAAGAGUUUGUGGAGGAUCUCGGCUUCUGGCGAGUGUUGCUCUUGCUCGUCGUCAUCGCCUUGCUGUCUCUUGGGAUUGCGUACUAUGUUAGCGGCGUGCUUCCAUUUGUAGAAAACCAGCCUGAACUUCUGCAUUAAAGGCUGUGUGAAUAAAUGGUGUCUUUACCAUUA
This is a messenger RNA of Elgaria multicarinata webbii, 932 nucleotides long. RefSeq names its product ankyrin repeat domain 46 (gene ANKRD46). Gene Ontology annotation, molecular function: protein binding. The coding region runs from base 213 to 899 and encodes 228 amino acids. Gene Ontology annotation, cellular component: nucleus. The record is from RefSeq and is a predicted model, not a curated record. Lineage: Eukaryota; Metazoa; Chordata; Lepidosauria; Squamata; Anguidae. The transcript has 5 exons.